This is a messenger RNA of Heteronotia binoei (common prickly gecko), 1107 nucleotides long. It is a transcript of the gene NPY4R2, whose product is annotated as neuropeptide Y receptor Y4-2. Gene Ontology annotation, molecular function: neuropeptide binding; pancreatic polypeptide receptor activity. The transcript has a single exon. Lineage: Eukaryota; Metazoa; Chordata; Lepidosauria; Squamata; Gekkonidae. The record is from RefSeq and is a predicted model, not a curated record. Bases 1 to 1107 code for a protein of 368 amino acids. Gene Ontology annotation, biological process: G protein-coupled receptor signaling pathway. Gene Ontology annotation, cellular component: plasma membrane; neuron projection.
AUGAACAGGACCAUGGCUUUCAACACAGUGAUCCUAACCCCAAGAAACUGGAGUCUUCCGUAUGACAUCUUCCUACGCUGUAAGAACACUACAGAUAUGACCAUCUUCCUGGCCACCUCGUAUAGUUUGGAGACUGUCUUGGGCAUUCUAGGAAACACGUGCUUGAUUGGGAUCCUGGCCAAGCAGAAGGAGAAAGCCACCGCCACCAACGUUCUCAUCACCAAUCUGGUUGCUUCCGAGCUGCUCAUGUGCGUCUUCUGCCUGCCCUUCACCGUCGUCACCGUCUUGCUGAACUACUGGAUAUUCGGGGCCACCAUGUGCAAGAUGAGCAACUUCAUCCAGUGCACAUCCGUGACGGUGUCCAUCCUGUCUCUUGUCCUCAUUGCUGUAGAAAGGCACCAGCUCAUCCUCAACCCAACAGGCUGGAGGCCUGGCUUCUCUCAAGCCUACCAGAGCAUCGCGGCCACUUGGGUCUUUGCUUCUCUCUUGUCCCUGCCGUUUGUGACCAACUCUACCUUGAAAGAUGGCGCCUUCAAGUGGUACGCCGGCAUCACGGACGUGUACGUGGAUAAGGCUAUCUGCACAUGCCCCUGGUCUACUGAAGAGUACAGGCUCACCUACACCACGGUUCUGCUGAUGCUGCAGUAUUGCGUCCCCCUCACCAUUAUCCUGGUGUGCUACCUGCGCAUCUACCUGCGCCUCCGGAAGAGAAAGGGCAUGUUUGAGAGGAGCCAGCCCAGCUGCCGGACGGUCCACUUGAAGCGCAUCAACCUCUUGCUGGCUGCCAUGGUGGCCGCCUUUGCCAUCUGCUGGCUGCCACUGCACGUCUUCAACGGCGUCGAUGACUGGGACUACAAGCUCAUCCCGUCCUGCCACCACGACUUGAUCUUCUCGCUGUGCCACCUGACGGGCAUGGCUUCAGCCUGCGUCAACCCCAUCAUUUAUGGGUUCCUGAACAAAAACUUCAAGAAAGAAGUGAAGGCCCUGAUCCUCAGCUGCCACCACCGUUCUUUGGAGCGAGAAUACGAGCAUCUGCCUCUGCCAACCGUGCAGACGGAGGCCUCGAAGGGCUCCCUGAAGCUAAGCAGUCAGCAGGUGCCCAUCUAG